AAUGAAAGGAAGUAACACAAUAUUUGUAAUCAAAAUUAUUGCAGAAUAGUAGUUGCGAAUUCGAUUGAAAAUUAUCAUGAAAAAAGUUUUGCUAGAAAAUACUUUGUAGAUCAUAAAAAACAAACAUAAGUUCUUCGACUUCAUAUUUUUUGAAGCAUCAAUUUUAACUUGCUUAUAAACUAUGGCUGGUCUUCUAGCAACUCUUGGGGGUAAUCCACUUAAUACUCCAGUUGGACAAAAGAUUGAACAAGCCACAGAUGCAGCCUUGCCAUCAGAAAACUGGGCUUUAAAUAUGGAGAUUUGUGAUUUAAUUAAUGAUACAGAUGAAGGGCCAAAAGAUGCUGUGAAAGCUAUUAAAAAGAGACUACAACAAAACACAGGAAAAAAUUACACUGUAGUUUUAUACACUUUAACAGUAUUAGAAACUUGCGUUAAAAACUGCUCCAAGCGAUUCCAUCUUCUUGUCAGCCAGAAAGAUUUUAUUCUAGAAUUAGUAAAGCUUAUUGGUCCUAAGAAUGACCCACCUACUGCUGUCCAAGAAAAAGUUCUUAGUUUGAUUCAGAGCUGGGCUGAUGCUUUUCAGAAUAAUCCUGAUAUGCAAGGAGUUGUGCAAGUGUAUCAUGAUUUGAAACAAAAGGGAAUAGAAUUUCCCAUGACUGAUUUGGAUACAAUGGCCCCAAUUCACACUCCACAAAGGAGUGUUCCAACGCCUGCAACAUCUUCUGCUGUUCGGCCGUCUUCUGACCAAGUAGCUCACCCAACACCAGUAUUCCAGCCACUACGUUCAAAUCCUAUGCCAGAUGUUUUGCCACCUCAAGCUUUGCCUCUCACUUUGAAUCAGGAACAAUUAGCCAAACUACGCAGUGAAUUAGAUAUUGUCCAAGGUAACAUGAAAGUUUUUGGAGAUAUGUUAACUGAACUUACUCCUGGUAAAGAACACCCUCAAGAUUUGGAACUUUUGCAGGAAUUACAAAAAACAUGUUAUGCUAUGCAAAGUAGAAUUGUGGAUCUUAUUGACAGGAUAGGAGUAGAAGAAAUUACGAGUGACUUACUUAGAAUUAAUGAUGAACUUAACAAUUUAUUUCUUCGUUAUGAUCGUUAUGACAAGAAACGCACAGCCAUGACAUCAAAUGUUGAGCACAAGUUACCUCCACCCCCGAGUGCUGAGAAUCCUAUAGAUAAGCCACUAAUAGAUUUUGGUGAAGCUUUCGAAGAUGGGGAUACAGCUGCAAAACUUUCAAAUUUGAACUUGCAAGAUUCAGCAGCGUCUGCCUCCAAUGAACAAAAAAGUAGCUCUCUAGCUGAUGAAUUUGACAUGUUUGCACAAGCAAGGACUUCAUCUUUUGACUCUAGUAAAACAAAGGGUAGUACAUAUGAAGAUAAUACUAAUCCAAAUCAAGUUGAAGGAAGUCUUGCAUCUUUUGCAGCAAAUAAAGGCAGACCAAUGGAAAGUGGGGAUUUAGGAUCUUCAAAUGUUCCUGCAAGCAAUGAUUUUGCCAACUUUCACAACUCACGUACAACUGGGCUUUCCGCAGGAGCAACUGGAGCUUCAUCCCAAUCAAAUGCUGUAAACAAUCGACGUCAGAUGGAUAAAGAUGACAAUGAUGGCGCUCUUUUUGCUUUAUAGAACAAUUUCUAAUCAUUAGAAAUUGACAACUUAUGUACAGCACUGGUUUAUAUAUAUUUGAAGCUUUCAACUUUAUAUUGAGCAUAUUUAAACUUGUCUUUGUCAAAAAUACUUGUAAAAUAUAUUUUCAAAAUCUGUUCUUUCUUUAUCCAAGUUAGCAUUAUUGUAUAAAUCUUUAUAUUUUUCUUGUUUUAGUGUGCAAGUUAAAAUAUAAAUGUAGUUAAUUUUUUUAAAGUAUUA
Parasteatoda tepidariorum (common house spider) is the source of this 1867-nucleotide messenger RNA. Its product is annotated as TOM1-like protein 2. Lineage: Eukaryota; Metazoa; Arthropoda; Arachnida; Araneae; Theridiidae. Gene Ontology annotation, cellular component: membrane; endosome. Gene Ontology annotation, molecular function: clathrin binding; phosphatidylinositol binding; ubiquitin binding. Gene Ontology annotation, biological process: signal transduction. The record is from RefSeq and is a predicted model, not a curated record.